Plasmodium gonderi is the source of this 1131-nucleotide messenger RNA. Its product is annotated as sun-family protein. The record is from RefSeq and is a predicted model, not a curated record. Gene Ontology annotation, molecular function: rRNA (cytosine-C5-)-methyltransferase activity. The transcript is spliced from 2 exons. Lineage: Eukaryota; Apicomplexa; Aconoidasida; Haemosporida; Plasmodiidae. Gene Ontology annotation, cellular component: nucleolus. Gene Ontology annotation, biological process: maturation of LSU-rRNA; rRNA base methylation. The coding region runs from base 1 to 1131 and encodes 376 amino acids.
AUGAACAGCACCAGACUGCGUCAUAUUGAAAAUGCGUUAAACAGUUUCAAUUUCAUGUCUCCCUUGGACAUCUACAUGCGAUUGUACUUCAAAAGCAAUAACAUUAAAAACAGAGACAAGCCAUAUAUUUCUGAACACGUGUACAACAUUAUAAAGAACAAAACCCUCCUGUUGUAUUUGUCUUCUCCCUCGGCAUUAUACACUAACAUAAUCAAGACAUAUUUUUCUUCAGACAAAUGGAAAUACGAGAUGAACAACGAGAAAAUACCUGCACACAUCAGGUACUCGUUCCCCAAAGAAUUGUACGAGCAGCUAGUUAACUGCUAUGGAGAAAAGAGAAGCCUUACUCUGAUGUCCAUUUUAAACGAAAAAGCACCUGUUUUUUUAAGAGUAAAUACGAACAAAAUAUCUAGAAACGAAUUAUUUAAAGUGUUAUUGAGCAAAGGUGUAUCAGUUGAAAAGUGUGUAAAUUCUGCACAAGGAUUACUAUUAACAAAAAACCAAAUACUGAAAAAUAACCAUGAAUACAAGAAAGGAUAUUUUGAAAUACAAGAUGAAGCAAGCCAAAUUGUUAGCUCAAAAAUACCUGUACAGCCAGGUGAUAAAGUGUUAGAUUAUUGUGCUGGGUCAGGUGGAAAAACUUUGGCUUUUUCAGUAAUGAUGGAAAAUACAGGAAAAGUAUAUUUACAUGACGUACGAGAUAAAAUGCUCUCACAAGCAAAAAUACGAUUAAGAAGAGCUGGAAUUCAGAAUUAUAUUCUUUUAAAUUCAAAUCAUAUUUUAUUAAAAAAAUUAUUUGGUUACAUGGAUAUUGUAGUUGUUGAUGCACCUUGCACAGGGACAGGUGCUUUAAGGAGAAACCCAGAAAUGAAAUAUAAAUAUACGAACAAUAAACUAUAUGAAUAUGUAAAUUUGCAGAGGCAAAUUUUUGAAAAAGCUCUACUAUAUCUUAAAAAAAGUGGAAAAAUUGUGUACAUAACUUGCAGCAUUCUAGAUGCCGAAAAUGUUCAUCAAGCCAAAUACUUCUGUGAAAAACAUAACUUAUACCUCUCCGAGCCACCAUUUCAUUCCUUGCCUCAAUCCAAAUCCAUGGAUGGUUUUUUCUUGGCCAUUUUUGAAAGGAGGGAAUGA